GCAGACAAGGACCAUCUAGAAAAUAAGGUAAUCCACUGGAAGAGAAGUGGAAUGGACCAUUCCAAGUGCUACUGACCACUUUCACUGCAAUCAAAGUGAAGGAACUGUCGUCCUGGAUUCACUACUCUCGAGUGAAAAAAGCUCCAGAUAAGCAAUGGACUUCUGAACCUUUAGGACCUUUAAAACUAAAAUUACAAAAGACAGCUUCGGGUAGUAAGGAAGUCUCAAUAUCACAUAUAAGAAGAUUAAUGUAUACACAGUUUUAAAAAUUGAUGGUCAGAUUAGAAGAGAUUGGGGAAAUUCACGACAAAUACCGUCUUUUGAAAUAAGAGAGAACAGCUUGGUUGAUAUAGCAUGUAAAUUUGAUAUGGCACAAGUGUACCUAACCACUGUAAUGAUGGUUGGCAUUUAUGUAUACAAUUUAGAAGAGCCACAACAAUGUAUAUUCUCGGCAGUAUUGUACACUUCACCAAGAAUACUGUCAAGCAGAAGUUCAACCUAAAGUUAGUUCAAUGAUUAGGUGCAUAGGAGUUAUACAUGAUGCAAGGAAAAUGAUAAGAUCAUACCGACAAGCAGCCUUGAUUUUAGUCCCAAAGGAUAUAACCACCACACAUGGUAUGGAUAAAGCCCAAACGAUUAAAUCGAUUACUCUCUCUCCCCAACCUAUCCCCUUUCCAAAAGUGAAAUGUUCAAAUACUAUUCUCAAUUAUAAUGCACCAAUAAUAUAUAAGAAAUAUGUAAUACAUGGGGAAAAUAUAGCAUGCAAAAAGGAGAUAAAAACUUUCACUCAACCAUUUACCUUUAGGAGUAUGGUUACUUGUAACGCAUCUGAAAAGGCUGAAAACAUCACUAUAAAUAUAAAAUACAAUAGCACUGAAAAAGGGAAAUUUAUCAUAUGGGAAGUACCAACAGGUACUUUGAAGGCUACGUGUCAGCAACCUCAAUGUAGCUUUACUAUAGUAAAUCAAGGAGAAGCAGUUUAUAAGAUAGGCGCACUAUGGAGUCUAGAAAGCCGUUCAGCAACAUUCCUAUUCCCCUUUGCGCUCCAUGUGCCUCGGAGGAAUAUAAUUACUCCAAGUCCAACCACCAUCCCUCUGUUUGAACCAACUAACUGUGCUGUGAAAUACCAUAACCUUUCGUUCGCAGGCCCUUAUGUAGUGAGACAAUCCAAUGAGCAGAAAUUAUUUCUGGACCCCACAUAUUCCUUAAAGAAGGUACGGGUAAAGGUACAAGCUGAUAUAUCUCAGAUAAAAUCAGAAUGCUUACCUUUUGUUUCGCAAAGUCUUAAAGGAUGGAAGGCAUGGUUACAUUCCAGAGCUCACCACUCAAGGAAACAGAGAGAUUUAACAGGAUGGUUUGGAUCUGGACUAGGAGUUUUAAACUCGAUUGAUCAGGAAGUAAUAAUUAAUAAACUGAGCACAGUCACCUCUGAUUUAGGAAGACUAGAAGUACCAUUAAGAUCAUCUUUAAUCACUCUGGCUGGAGCUCAGCAAUUGACUGUUGAUUUCAUUUCCCUAUUAUCUAACCAUACUACUGAGGAUUUCCAAGCAGUAGCAACAUUUGUACAAGGACUACAAGGAAAUGUCUCUAUUGCCAUAAAGUGUAUACAAACACAACAAGUACUGGAAACUAAUGAAUAUGUUAAAACUCCUUACAAGAAUAUGUAUGUAUGUAUGCAUACAUGUUGUCAAACCGACUCCGUCUGGCACGCACAUUUGGAGGAGCGAUCCCCUGUGCGUCCAGCGCUGCAAUAAAGAAU
Messenger RNA from Calidris pugnax (ruff), 1759 nucleotides. RefSeq lists its product as uncharacterized. The coding region runs from base 513 to 1754 and encodes 413 amino acids. NCBI's taxonomy places the organism in Eukaryota, Metazoa, Chordata, Aves, Charadriiformes, Scolopacidae. The record is from RefSeq and is a predicted model, not a curated record. The transcript has 2 exons.